This is a messenger RNA of Ylistrum balloti, 495 nucleotides long. RefSeq lists its product as uncharacterized. The transcript has a single exon. NCBI's taxonomy places the organism in Eukaryota, Metazoa, Mollusca, Bivalvia, Pectinida, Pectinidae. The coding region runs from base 1 to 495 and encodes 164 amino acids. The record is from RefSeq and is a predicted model, not a curated record.
AUGCGCCGGAGAGACAGUCGCCGGAGAGACAUGUGCCGGAUAGAUAUGUGCCGAAGAGACAUGUGCCAGAGACAUGUGCCGGAGAGACAUGUGCAGGAAAGACAUGUGCCAAAGAGACAUAUGUCGGAGAGAUAUGUGCCGGACAGACGGGUGCCGAAGAGACAUGUGCCGGAGAGAUAUGCUCCGAAGAGACAUUUGCCAGAGACAUGUGCCGGAGAGACAUGUGCUGGAGAGAUGUGUGACGGAGAAGUGAUAUGUGCCAAAGAGACAUGCGCCGGAGAGACAUGUGCCGGAGAAAUAUGUGCCGAAGAGACAUGUGCCAGACAUGUGCCGGAGAGACAUGUGCUGGACAGAUGUGUGCCGGAGAGAUAUUUGCCAAAGAGACAUGCGCCGGAGAGACGGUCGCCGGAGAGACAUGUGCCGGAGAGAUAUGUGCCGAAGAGACAUGUGCCAGAGACAUGUGCUGGACAGAUGUGUGUCAGAGACAUGUGUUAA